ACAGACCCAAUUAUAAAAUCAGAGUAGGCGGUGCUUUUCGUGCAAAAAAAUAGGAUUCACAUCAAAACAGAUCUAUUAAUUGUUGUUAGAAUUUCAUCAGUACAAGAAAAGAUGGACAAAACUCGUGAAGGUUGGCGAACCAUGCUGUCGUGUGCGAUUGAGAAUCAACAAAAUACGGACAUUGAGAUCAAUCGCGAAGGGACUACAGUGCGCCAAGUCGCUUCCCUAUGGCGGGCCCAAACAAAUUCGGCUCUGCGUUGCUUGCACUCUGUUGAGAUGCUUACUCUCGCUGAACAGUUGGCAGUACAGGGCCAAGAGCAACCACAGGCCCAGGAGGAACCACAAGGCCAAGAGCAACCACAGGCCCAAGAGGAACCACAAGGCCAAGAGCAACCACAGGCCCAGGAGGAACCACAAGGCCAAGAGCAACCACAGGCCCAGGAGGAACCACAGGGCCAAGAGCAACCACAGGCCCAGGAGGAACCACAAGGCCAAGAGCAACCACAGGUCCAGGAAGAACCACAAGGCCAAUAGGAAAAGGAACCUAGACAAAAACUGCCAUCUCAUCCCUUAUUAAAGCAUUGUUCUUCUUUUUAUGUAUUUCGAAUGCCAAGUACAUCUAAUUUGUAUAGGACAUUUCGUUACAAACAUCUCCCCCAAUGUUACAAUUUAUAAAGAAAAUUUGUGUAUAGAAAA
This is a messenger RNA of Drosophila miranda, 696 nucleotides long. RefSeq names its product hydroxysteroid dehydrogenase-like protein 2. NCBI's taxonomy places the organism in Eukaryota, Metazoa, Arthropoda, Insecta, Diptera, Drosophilidae. The coding region runs from base 112 to 534 and encodes 140 amino acids. The record is from RefSeq and is a predicted model, not a curated record. The transcript is spliced from 2 exons.